This is a messenger RNA of Ambispora leptoticha, 3753 nucleotides long. Lineage: Eukaryota; Fungi; Glomeromycota; Glomeromycetes; Archaeosporales; Ambisporaceae. The record is from the annotation of a GenBank genome assembly.
AUGCCUUUAGUAAAAGACAAUAUGGAGAUAAAAAACUAUUACAAGGAGAUUAUAUCAGAUCCGGAGGAGCGUUUGACUUCAAAUGGAUCUUACCCAAUUUCAUGUUGUAUAAUUACUCAACCAAACAUGCCACUGGAACUGAAAGACAACCGAUAUUUACGUCUUUGUGAUUCUCAAAAUGGAAAAUACAUAGCUAAAAUUGUUGCAAGCAUCCCAAAAAAGUUAAUAACUGUGACUGUUUAUACUCUAGAUGAUACCCGAGAAGAAGCACAAAAAGUAUGGGAAAAUACAAAAGUGCUAUCGCUAUGCAAAGACGCAAAUCCGAUCCAUUCAAAAACUUUUUACUUAUUUGGAGUAGUGUUCAAUGAUGGACAUUCGGUUUUUUUGGAUUUGUUUUUUGAAACGUCCAAUAUUAAUAAACAUCAACAUCUGAUCAUUACAAAAGAUAGCGAAAUUGACCUUCCAAUUGAAAAGGAUUAUGAUCAAAUCCCUGUUUCUGAACACUGUAUUAACUGCUAUCUUUCAGGGGACGAAAAAAAUUUGUAUUUUUUGUGGUCUACAGAUCUCGUGACAAGUAAUUCACAAGAAAGUAAAUUUGUUAUUCAAAGAUACUCAACUAAAACUUGGCGACAUGAAUAUAGUUGGUUUAUAAUAAUACCAUAUCCAAGAAAGAAUUUAUAUAUUAGGCUUCUUAGACCUUUAUUUUCUGAUCGUGCACCGCAGAUAUGUAUUGCACAUAAUAGUUGGAAUUCUAUAACUAUUAAACCUGUAGAUGACAAGUUUGAGACAUUUGUUUUAUCAACGCAUGACCUUGCAAGCAAACGUAAGCUAAUUAAUGGACUUCAUCAAUUGGGAAUAUCAUCAAAAAAUGUGGUUGUUGGAUGGAAUAAUGAAGGGCUUCUAUCAUAUUGGGACCAGUCUAAAAAAGCUACAUUUGAACCUAUUGCUUCAUUUAAUAUGGAGUUAUAUCACCAAUUUUCAAAUCUCAAACCAAAAUCAUAUCCAUGUCGUACUAUUCGAUUUUCACCUGCAGGACAAGUUAUUACAUUUAUCACAGUUUCCACGACUACUGUUUAUGUUCAAAUAAUGCUUGCCUCUAAUUUACAAGUCAUAGAUAAUAUAAACAUUCGAAAUUCUGUGGUACCUCCUGGAUACCAUAUUUGGAAUAUUUGCUUUUCAGAUUCUUACGGAAUUAUAUUAACCGGAGCGGUGACCCAAUGGGCGCCUUCCGGACAAAUGAAAAUUAUGUUUUGUCGGAUAAAAGGGUUAUAUGAACAUAUCCGAAAGAUUGAAGAAUAUUUUGAUUCUUGGGAGUACAUUAUAAAUAAUAAUGUGCUACCAAACAUUGAGGAAGUGAACAAAUGGAGAAUUUCUCGAAGUAAUUUUCAAUAUCUUGUAAUAGAUAGUGAAAAAGGGAUUUUGGAUGAUUAUGAUAAAAAUAAGGUUUUCUAUUGGCAAAAGCAACUUUACAAAACAUUUUUCUGUCGUCAAACUAAUGAGCCUACAACGCUACCAUCGGCUAUGUUGUUACCAACAAGACCUGAAAAUGAUGAACAAAUAACGAAAAGAGUUAUUCACCUUUAUACGCAUGUAUAUCCAUGGGAUUCAUCUCAGUUAGUUUAUGAAUUUGCCAUUAUAGAAGAAUAUGAUAUCGGAAUAACCAUUGUGGCAAUAAGAAUUGGGGGAGAUGAUUUUCCACAUGUGAAACCGUAUAUUAUGAGAACACUAGCAACGAUGAAAUUCGAUUUUAGAGUUGAUGGAGGGAUACAAGGUGAAAUAAUUUUGAGAAAAAAGAAUAAUCAUGUGUGGUUGGAAUUUCAGCGCACAACAGAGAACACAGUGAACAAUGAAGAACUAAAAAACAUUAAUGAUUUAAUGAACAAGCAAGUAGCCUUAAUUUCAGAGUUGCAUCACCCAAAUGAUGCAAUUGUUGACUUUGUCACCAUCAUGCAAUCAGGGGAUUGCUUACUGAAAGACAAAUAUGAAAUUUAUGUAGAAGAAAAUCCAUUUAUCAGCAACUCUUCAAAUUUUAUGGCAUUUUUCAGUCAUUUGGAUCAGUUUACGAAUGAUCAAACAAUACAAUUCGGACAUCGUCAACAAUCCUUUUAUGCAAUAUCAAAGCUGUUCAUUUGGAUCAAAUAUUGCAUAAAAGUCUCAAACGUUCAUAUGUCAAAGAAAAAAUUCAUUUAUACCGUAGCCCAACAUUAUGAUGCAAUAUUUAAUGAUGUGGAAUUUGAUGGUACAGAGACUGUAUUUUCUUGCGUUUUUGCGGGUGCUCUUAAUUUAGACAUCAUUGCAAAUCAAACAAUAUUGACAGAUCAAUUUCUAAUUGAAUAUCAUAAACAUGAGAAUCUUAUCUGGAAGAAUUCUGCAACAAUAUCUCCGUGUCUACCAUUAGCACUUCAAAUUCGACCACUUGGAAUUUUAUCACUUAUGCGACAUGUUUGUUUGUGGACUUUACCUUUUAAUGACAUAUCAGCAUCAAUUAAUCACAAUUACUCGAAACAUAAAUGGUUACACUUGGGUAAAUUAUUAUCAAAGAAGAAAACAACAGACAUUCUUGGAGCAAACACGACGCUUUGCACCGUGCCAUUUGUUAAUUUCUGUUCGUAUCAUCAAAAUGUUCCAUCAUUUAGCAAAAGUGAUUUCCAGCAUGAUUUUGUUGAUAGAAACUAUGAAGAUUGGCUGUAUAAGAUGAUUAACGAGCAUUUUGAGAAAAAAGUAACCACAAGAUCAAGAUUCACCUAUCCUAUGAGCCCUUUCUCGUGCUUAAUUGAUCAGAUAUCUAAUUUGCAAAGCACUGAUCUAAGACUGGCAUUUUUCGAAAUUCCAUGGAUGAAAAAACUUUUGAUAUGGAAGCUGGAGACAUUUGUGACUCGAAUAUUUAUCAAACGGCUUUUAAUACCAAUGUUGAUCGUGUUUAUUACAAAUUUUUUGAAUAGUUUACUUAUCACUUUAUCGGACCAGCCUAUCCGAAGAGCAGAAACAAUCAUCACCACGAUGAUCCAAUUACUUACUACAUUAUACUUGACAUUUUAUGAAUUGAAACAGUGUUUAAGACAACCAAGAUACUAUAAGCUAUUUUAUAAUUAUAUUGAUUUGUUAACAAUAACGUUUUCAUACAUAAUGGUCUUUUACAUCAUUCUCGAUAACCUACUAUCAAUUUAUUUUAUUGCUUUUUCCACAAUGAUUAUGUGGUUCAAUCUUCUUCUUCAGUUACGAUUUUAUCAACCUAUUGGGGUCCAGUUGAUAGUAAUUACAGACAUGAUUAAAGGCGUAGGCUGGUAUUUACUUUUGCUUGGUGGCAUUAUACUUGGAUUCUCCUUUAUACCGUUCUUUGCUUUUCAACUUGAUCCUUCUGAGCUUUUUAUGGGAAUGACAAAUUUCCUUGGAUCCAAUUAUGACAUGUUCCAACCUCAACUCACUUAUACCAUCACUCAAGCAUUAUUCACACUCAUUAUACCAAUACUUUUGAUUAACGUUUUAAUUGCAUUACUUUCUUUAAACGUUGAAAACACAAUGCAAAUGGGUCAAUUGAAGUGGCUUUACCAAGCAGCCUUGUUAAUCGUUGAAGUAGAACGAUUUUUUCUUACAGAUUUGGAACGAAUUCAACGUAAAGACUGGUUUCCAAUUUGGUUUCAGUACACAGUUAAUGAAAGGGAGCGACAUGAAUGGAAAUCAAAGGUGGAGUUUUUAUCUAAUACCCUUGGAUGGCCUCCAGAAAAACUCACUAAAGUAGUAAUAGAUAGUUAG